Messenger RNA from Penicillium concentricum, 699 nucleotides. RefSeq names its product mitochondrial DNA replication protein. The coding region runs from base 1 to 699 and encodes 232 amino acids. Gene Ontology annotation, biological process: mitochondrial citrate transmembrane transport; alpha-ketoglutarate transport. NCBI's taxonomy places the organism in Eukaryota, Fungi, Ascomycota, Eurotiomycetes, Eurotiales, Aspergillaceae. The transcript has 3 exons. Gene Ontology annotation, molecular function: tricarboxylate secondary active transmembrane transporter activity. Gene Ontology annotation, cellular component: mitochondrion. The record is from RefSeq and is a predicted model, not a curated record.
AUGUCAGAACUAGCAGCCAAAGCUGUUCUGGUCGCUAAAGAUGCCGACGAAAAGCGUCCGAUUCCAUACCGGAAUCUGGCGGUUGGAGCAUUGAUGAACAUACUCCAAGCAACAUUAUGUGGUGUCCUGGGUGGUGUCGGUGGUGGUAUUGCUCAGUCUUAUCUCACAAUGGGAAUGACAACAUGCAUGAAAACAGUCGCGGUAACACGUACCAAGAUCGGUGCUCAAGGUGCGAAAGUUCCAGGAACAAGGGAAACCUUCUUCCAGAUUCUGCGCGAAAAGGGGAUUCGAGGUGUGAACAAAGGCGUCAACGCUGUUGCAUUGCGACAAGUCAGCGGUUGGUCAUCUAGAAUUGGCAUCUCUCGCUUUGCGGAGCAAAGUAUCCGAUCUAUCAAUGGAAAACCCACGAAUGAGAAAAUCAACUUUGGCGAAAAAAUCCUUGCCUCCACAGUUGGUGGUGCUCUCAGUUGCUGGAAUCAGCCAUUCGAGGUACUCCGAGUGGAGAUGCAAUCAAUGAAGAAUGAUCCCACUAGGCUAGCGUCACCAAAUAUUGUGUCAACAUUCAAACACAUAAUUGCAACCUCGGGCUUGAAGAGCUUGUUCCGCGGUGUGGUCCCGCGCAUUGGAGUUGCUGCGUGGGCCACAAUUUGUAUGGUUGGAUUUGGCGACACGGUCAAAGAGAUGGUGAGCCGAAAAUGA